UCCCUCGCUUAUUUCUCCUCGGCCGAGUUGCCGAAGCGGUCGUCUGUUACUCGGUGCGUCCGCAUCUCCGCUUUUGCGCCGCGCCGUUUGCACGCACCGGAUUGGCGUCCCAUUGACAAGCGGGCGCCGCUGUGGAUCUGCCUUCGGCAAACUGUGAUCGCUUGUUCAUGACUCCAGCGACUGUGCAUGACUCGGGAUGAGACACCGUAGACAGUGACACCCGCUUCCGUGCUUUUUUCCCGCGUGCUCGUUGGAGCCGCACUUGCUAUCAUCGGAACCGGCGCGGUCUCGUCGUGUUCUACCCUCGCACCAGGGUCACCAACUUGGAUUUGUGGCUAGCUCUUGGUGACUGAUUGCUGCACGGCCAUUCUGAGAGAGCAAGAUCUUGGGAUCAUGGCCAACCUUUCAUGGCCUCCGACAUGGUCGAGGCUGGAGGCCGCAAGGGUGCUGCUGAGGUCCCUCAAGUCAGCCAGCCCGUGCGACCGUCUUCUACAGGCGUGGCCGCCCGGACCCGGCGAGCUCCCGGCAGCGACUAUGCUUGUCGUCGGAGAGGCCGGACAAACACUCUGGGCGAUGGAUAACUUCGACUUGUCUCUCAACAUGCAAGACCAGGGUCAAGAGAGCGCCGCCACUCAGUCAUACCUGGACCAGACAUUUCAUACCCCUAGCUUCGGGGACGAGGAGUUCGAGAUUCCACCCAUCAACCUGCAGAACGUGGGCGGUCCUGCGCAUCCCGACGAGGCAGCCACAGCGGAAGUGGUCUACGGAUCUCAGCCGGGCAUGGCUCCGCAGACGAGCAUGGCGCAAGCCAUGGGCUCCCCUAUGUCGGGCGGAAUGAUGGAGCCACCGCAGCACUCCUAUCCGGGGCCCCAGGGGCCCCCUGACAUGUAUCACCACGCCAUGGGCAUGCCGCCUCCGCCGUCCAUGCAUUUACAAAGUGUUACGUCGUACGAAGGGCCGUACCUGGGCCAGUAUCCAUCUCCGCCGGCGGCGCCGCCGCCGCAAGGUGCUCUCAUGGGCCCACCGAGCAUGCUGCGCGGACCGGCGCCCAGGGCCGGCUCGGCGGGCAGCGGCUCGCCGCCGGGUUCGAACCAUACUUCGCCGGGCCAGGAGACCACCAGCGAGGAUAGUGACGACAGCACGCCGCUGUCGCAGCUGGUUGGAGGCGUGAAGCGGCCUUCUCCUGAGCCGCUCAUGGACAACGGCGGAGGCAAGACCGCCAAGAAAGCCAAGAUGCCCAAGAAGAAGAAGAAGAGGGACCCCAACGAGCCACAAAAGCCCGUGUCGGCGUACGCUCUGUUCUUCCGCGACACCCAAGCAGCCAUCAAGGGCCAGAACCCUAACGCCAGCUUCGGCGAAGUCUCCAAGAUAGUGGCAUCCAUGUGGGACGGCCUUGAAGCAGACCACAAGAACGUGUACAAGAAGAAGACCGAAGCUGCCAAAAAGGAAUACUUGAAGGCCCUUGCUGCCUACCGGGCGAGCCUUGUUUCUAGGGCCGCUGCUGACCACUCGGACACGCUGUACGCGAGUGGGCCUGUCAGUUCGUCAAGUGCAGUGCCCUCACCACCCCAGGGGAGCCUGUCACCCCUGCAGAAGAAGAGUCCGUUGCUGACCUCGCUCAUGGAAGGGGGCUCCCCACAUAAUCAGUACAUGGCCAUGAGCCCGCCCCAGGGCAUGCUUAAUGCACAGCAGCAGGUAUGGUCCAACAUGCAUCCGAUGGCACAGAGCCCCUCCAUGAUGCAGCAGCAGCCACCUCAGCAGACCAUGAUGCAACAGCACUCUCCACCCCAGCAGAUGAUGAUGGCUUCUGCCUCCGUGGCCGCUUCAUCCUACACUGCUGACCUGAUGUCAGCGCCUCCACCCUCGCUGUCCAGCCCAGCUUCCAGUGGUGGGGGCAUGAUGGACCAGCAGGGCCAUAUGCCUGGAGGAGCCUCCCACCAGCGAUGCAUCCGCAACGGCUGCCCCAACCCAGCCAUUGAGUCACAUGACUGGGACCGAGAGUACUGCAGCAGCGAGUGUGUCGUCUCACACUGCAGAGAUGUCUUCACAGCCUGGGUAGCACAACGGCAGGUUGCCAACACCAACACUUUUGUCAAGUAAACUAGGCCCAUGGCACAGAUCCAGAUAACUGUGCUUGACAGCCUCCUAUUUUUUUAAGAGAGAGAUAAAGGGCCACUCUUACCCAGGUCUUGGCAUCUGGUAUCCUUUUUUUUUUAAACAGUUUCCUCAGCUUCAGGCAGCACUUUCUUUUUUGUGUGUGCUGCUGCUUGUUUUGUGUUUUGUUAUGCUUUGUUGCAAUCUGGCCAUGGGAAAGGCUGAUACACUAGUGUGCGGUUUCCUGUGUGUAUAAACAUUUGAUAGUUCUAUGUUUGUAUAAAGUGGUCUCCUAGUAAAUGCAUUCCACAUUGCUGCUACAUUCUGCUGUUGACUGGAGGGAAAGGUCUCCUGCUCCGUUCAGCCACUCUGCUCCCCGACCAAGCUUGGUGCGCGAGUUGAUGGCCAGGUGGCAAGCAGCGAGUGAGACUGCCAUCCCAGUGCUGCAGAGACUGUGGACAGAAAAGUGUGCUUCAUUAUAGCAUUAGCCAGCAGCCUGGGUACCUGUGUGACAGUGCUCCCAUGCAUAGCUGCAAGGAGAAGAGCAAGACAGAGCUGUGCUGCAUGAACUAGAAUUGGAAGUGGCAAUUGGAAGUGCGUGGAGAGACACUUGCACCAUCGCUGUUAUCUGCUCAUACUCGUGUGCAAAGGCUCUUAUUAUCCUGCUGUAACUGCUGCUACCUGUAUAAGGCUGCUGACACCUGCCUGCUUCCUCCUUGUGCUUCCUCCCUUCAUUUCCGCCCCAGCUUCUGCAUUGUUUUUUGUUUGAUGAAGAUGUUGUUUUAUGAAAUCCCAUUUCCUGUGUUCAAACUAAUAAAAAUAAAAAGCCUGUUGUUGAAUAUUCUGUGUGAAAGGUAAAGAUAUGCCUGCCUGUGUAGUCCCCCCCAUUUCCCCCUCUAGUGAGUUGUGUGUCACAUUUAAUGCUGCAAUGUCUAGAUUCAGCCAAAGCUCUCGGCAACAAACCUGGUGGUCAUGAACACACUGCAUCUUGCGUUUAUUUUAACGCAAUUGUGCGCAUACCUUGCUUAACUGCUGUAUCUAGACUUUGUUAUCUUUAGUGCAAGGUGUGAUCCUGGAACUUGUGCAGUACUGCUCUGGGUUGGAGGGAACUACUGCUUGGCAUUACUUCUGCAUCUUGUUCUGCUUGGUUCUUGUUCUUUCACUCUCUGGUUGGUGGGGCUAAGCAGGCAUUUGGUUGCCUGCUUGGCAGCCGCUGCUCUCUCGAGUGUGGUUGCUCAUCCUGCAAUUGCUGUUUCGCUUAGAGGGCUGUCGUCCAUUUCUGUCUUGUCUUUUUGGGAACAUCCUGUAAAAUAUGGUGUACAUAACAGGCACAUCAAUCUGUUACAAAAACCUUAUGUGAAGAUAUGUGGAAUAGCGACUAGCAUUUAAUUUUGUAUAUGAACUGUACAUGCCUAAGUACAUGGAAAUGUUUUAUGGUGUGAAACCUUGCUAGAGCACCUGGGAAGAGGCUAUUAAGCAGGUACCCGCAAUGUGUUUGAUGCGGCUAAGCGUUAAUGCAGUAUCAGGGUUUUGGAGGAAACAAGGAAGAACAAAGUAUUUGAUUUCCUUCUGUGAGGCUUGUUGCUUGUGCCGAUCAAUACUGUGAUCAAGUCUGCUGAUGCUGGCAUGCAAACUUUUCUGCAAGAAAUGGCAAAAGAAUGAAAAGAUUAGCAGCAGUAGGUUUUUAUGGCAUUGCAUUCAGACCACACAAAAAAAGUUUGACAGAUUCACACCUUAGCUAACAAAGUGAAAGUUACAUGAUGCAUUGAGAGUAUUAGUGUUAAGAGUGAGAGCAGUGUUCCAUGAUUACAAAUGUCAGUUCUUGUACUGUUUUAUUUAAUCUAAAUAAAGACAUACUGGAACUCGACAAA
Dermacentor andersoni is the source of this 3965-nucleotide messenger RNA. RefSeq names its product TOX high mobility group box family member 4-B-like. Gene Ontology annotation, biological process: regulation of transcription by RNA polymerase II. NCBI's taxonomy places the organism in Eukaryota, Metazoa, Arthropoda, Arachnida, Ixodida, Ixodidae. The record is from RefSeq and is a predicted model, not a curated record. Gene Ontology annotation, cellular component: nucleus. Gene Ontology annotation, molecular function: chromatin DNA binding.